UGGGGGAGCCGCCAUUUUCUGAAUAAACUAGCGGAGAGCGACCGGGAGAGGGUGAAAGCAGAGAUGUUAGUUUUAAUCUGGCGUCUUUGAUCUGGCUGGUGAUACACGCCGUGCUUUUUAAACCAACCUCCCCUACGUCCUACUUCCGUACACUGUCCGCGUGCGAGGAACGUUUCCUAAUUUUAAAUUGCUCUCGGAGGCCCUGCGUGCGGUGGCGGCGGCGUGUGGACACGUUGAGUUUGCUGCCCCGACGGUGACUAUUUGUUUGUAGCCGCAGGCUCCUCUGGAUGUUCGACCUCUGACACCCCACUCCCCUUUCCCCCUGUAAUAGGGGGGGCUCAGAAUAAACAACCCCGGCUCCUUCAUAGGACACUCCUCUGCCCCUUCCCCUCUCCCCUCCCCCCGUCAUUCUCUGGUCAGGUUCCCUCAGCUACUGUUUACCCCUCCUCCCCCUCCCCUCUCCACAGGAUCGAGCACAAUGAUGAUAGAAAACCUUGAUGCACUCAAGACUUGGCUCACCAAGACCCUCGAACCCAUAUGUGAUGCAGACCCAUCCGCACUUGCUAAAUAUGUUGUUGCAUUGGUAAAGAAAGAUAAAACUGAAAAGGAAUUGAAAGCGUUGUGUGUUGACCAAUUAGAUGUCUUUCUUCAGAAAGACACGCAUACUUUCGUAGAAAAACUUUUUGAUGCUAUAACUGCAAAGAGUUACCUACCUCAGUUUGAACAGUUGUCAUCUGUGAAUGUAAAAUCUGAGCCUGUACGGCAAGAACGAGAAGAUAAAAAAGAAGAGGGGAGUAAAGAUGAUGAUGAUCGAGACAAAAAAUUUCCAAGGCGGUUGAAUCACAGUCCAUUACAAUCAGGAUCAAGAUACAGAGACAACCGAAACCGUGAUGACAGAAAAAGUGAUCGUUCUCGUAAAAGGGAGUACGACCGCUAUCCUCCAAGGAGGGAUUCAUACAGGGACAGAUACAACAGAAGAAGAGGAAGAAGCCGAAGCUACAGUAGGAGUCGGAGUCGCAGUUGGAGUAAGGAAAGAAACAGGGACAGAAGCAGAAGCAGGAGUAGAAGCAGAGAGCGAGAUUCAGGGAAGUCAAAGUAUGAUGUCGAUAGGACAGAAUCAUCGGAAAGUGGCUACACUCCUAAUAGUGUGCCUGGCAUUACAUCUGGACAUUUUCCUGUUCCUACUCUAAGUAGUGCAAUCACAGUUAUAGCACCAGCUCACCAUGGUAACACCACAACAGAAAGUUGGUCAGAGUUUCAUGAGGACCAGAUAGAUCACAACUCAUAUGGGAGAGGGCCAAUUCCAAAGAAGCGUUGUAGAGACUAUGAUGAAAAGGGAUUCUGUAUGAGAGGUGACAUGUGUCCUUUUGACCAUGGAAGUGAUCCUGUAGUGGUAGAAGAUGUAAAUCUUCCAGGCAUGCUCCCUUUUCCUUCUCAGCCCCCAGCAGUUGAGGGACCAAAUCCUCCUGCCCUUCCACCUCCACCGCCCAUUCUGACUCCUCCUCCUGUUAAUCUCAGGCCUCCAGUACCUCCACCAGGUCCAUUACCACCAAGUCUGCCUCCUGUUGCAGUUGGUCCUCCGCCGCCAUUGCCACCCCUGCAGCCGCCAGGAAUGGAUGCACCCCCAAGCUCAAUUACUAGUUCAGUGCCUCCAGUUGUCACAUCGGUACUUCAUCACCAGCCUCCUGCAGCACAACCUCCUUCGUAUGCACCAGAAACCUAUGAAACUGAUGGAUAUAAUCCUGAGGCACCAAGCAUAACCAAUACUUCAAGGCCAAUUUAUAGACAUAGGGUGCAUAGCCAAAGACCUAACUUAAUUGGACUCACAUCGGGUGACAUGGAUUUACCACCACGAGCUGUAAAUAUUAAUGUAAAAACAGAAAAGCCUGCUACUAACAACAACAUGAGAAUAGUGGUGGAUUCUGAGUCUAGGAAGCGUACAAUAGGUGCUGGUGCUGAAGGAGUUCCUGCCAAGAAAUCCUGGUUUGACAAGCCAAAUUUCAACAAAGCAAAUAACCAAGGGUUUCAAAAGAAACCACAGUAUGGAAUCGAGAACACCAAGCUGGAGCUUCGGAAGGUUCCACAGGAAUUAAAUAAUAUCAGCAAGCUCAAUGAACACUUCAGCAAAUUUGGAACAAUCGUAAAUCUUCAGGUUGCUUAUCAAGGCGAUUUAGAGGGUGCCCUUAUUCAAUUUGCGUUGCCUGAAGAAGCAAAGAGGGCAAUCUCGAGUACAGAGGCAGUGCUUAAUAAUCGAUUCAUCAAGGUAUAUUGGCAUCGGGAAAGCAAUUCUCAGCAAAAGACAACUUCAAAUCAACAGGUGGCUUGUGGACUACAGCAGCCAGUUAAACAGUCCUCUUUUGCAGUUAUCAAACAAUCAGUAAAGGACAGAUUGGGUCCUCUACCAGAAGGAAAUAUGGAACCUACACAAACUCAGGUCAUUCCCAUAGCCAGCAUUCAGAAUGCAAAUAAGUUGUCUAUUAAAGAUCGAUUGGGAUUUGCAACUAAACGCACAGAACCAGCUCCGACUGAAAAGGUAUUGUCAACUACAACAGGUCUUACAAAAACAGUCUACAAUCCUGCUGCCCUAAAGGCAGUACAAAAAUUAGGUACUGUUUCAUCAGACUCUACAGAGGCACCAAAAAAGAAACAGGAUACACUUCGACUUCAACAAGAUGUAAGAAAAAAGAAACAUGAAAUUUUGGCAAAACAUAUAGAUACCCAGAAGAUCUUGAUAUCAAAGCUUGAAAAAAACAAAAAAAUGAAAUUGGAAGAUAAAGCAGAGAUCAUGAAAACAUUGCAGACGUUGACUAAGACUAUCACCAAGCUACAAGAUGAACUGAAAGCAAGUGGAACAAGCACGAGUCUUCCUAAAACAAUUAAAACCAAAGCUCAGAUGCAAAGAGAACUACUAGACACUGAACUGGACUUGUACAAGAAAGUGCAAGCUGGAGAAGAUAUCACUGAACUACGAAAGAAAUAUAAUGAACUUCAAUUAGAGGCUGCCAAACGAGGGAUCCUUUCCUCUGUUCGUGGGAGAGGGCAUAACACUAGAGGCCGAGGUGGGCACAGAGGUAGAGGCAGGGGACAUCGUGGCCGAGGCCGGAGUCUGCCUUUUCACUCAGUAGUUGACCAUCGUCCAAAGUCAUUGGAUAUCUCUGGCUUUUCAGAAGGGGACCAAGAUGAAGUCCUGCCACACUUUGCACAAUUUGGUGAAAUUGAGGAUUGUCAAAUCGAUGAUGGUUCUUGUCAUGCAAUCAUCACAUACAAGACCAGGGCGGAAGCAGAAGCUGCUGCUUUACAUGGAAUUCGCUUCAAAGGACAGGACCUUCAACUUGCAUGGUACAAACCUGGGUCCACCAUUACUGUUGUUGAGCCUGAAGAUGUGGAGGCAGAUGAAGAGGAGUUUCAGGAAGACUCUCUGAUUGAUUCAUUGCUUCAAGAUGAUGAUGAUGAAGAUGAUGAUAAUGAAUCGCGUUCUUGGAGAAGAUGAUCAGAGCGUUUACUUACAGAAAGCUGUCUGUCUACAUUCUAAAUCAUAAUGUGAUUUGUUUUUUCUAAAAACUAAUGUACUAAAGAUUGUAGUGAAUUACCUGUAUUAGUCCAGAAGCACUGUUUGGUAUAGAGGGUUAGACCCUGCAUUGAGUUGCUACUGUACCUAUAUGGAAAGAUUGAAAUGAAAUUGCAGCUUUAGUUGCAACAGGAGGCAUGUAUGUAAUUCAUUUUUUAAAAAAAAAAAUCAUUUUGUGAAACUUGGUAUGCAAAAUGUUCGUUGAACUUCAACCUGAUAGAGAUACCAAGAAUUUACAUGUAAUUUACUGAUUUGGUCAUAUGAUCUGAUCAAACAAAGACCAUUUCAAUGUAACUAUUAUAAAUGGUUCCAUGUUGUUAUGGAAUGAGAGGUUGAUAUUGAAUCUCUAUGGAUGUUUUGAAAAACUGAGACAUUCUGAGCUUUGUGAUAAAGCAAAGAACUUGGCAAGUACUGAAAAGUGCUCUUGUUUGUUAAAAGUUAUGAAUACCUUUUAUUUUGCAUAGUUUGCUUUAGGCUUUACUAUGUAUUAGCCUUGGUUUAUUUUUCUGUUGGAUUUGUGUAUGUAUUUUACUUGGUUGAUUUUAAACAUUCAUUGUACAACAAAUUGGUCAAAAGUCUUUUGACUUUUGAAGUGUUUAAAAAAAAAUAAAGCAAUGGAAUGGUCUAAUAUAUAUAUUAAAAAAAGUGAAAAAGAAACAAUGUAAUAUAAAAGAGAAUUGGUUACAUGGAAAACAAAAAAAUGAAGACCAUUCCAAACACCCACCAAAAAUUUCACAAAAGAGCUUUAACCAAUUCUUCAUUUUCAAUGCCCUUCUAAUUUUUUUUGUUUCCUUUACAGGAAAGAGAUAAAAGGGUGAUUCUAAUGCAUACUGUGCCGUAUGUUAUGUUUUCAAAUUGCAGUUUAAACUUUGACUUCUUCAAAUGUCCUGCUCCAUAUGUUGUCACUAUCAGUGUUCGUAUUGAACCUACCUCAUGAAGCACAUUAACCAUGUGUGCAGCUAAAUUAAUGAAUUUUUCAGCUGUUGGUCUUGUUAGUCAGACAAUGGAUGAUACUUAAGAGUUACAUAAAGCGUUUGUACCUUGAAAGCUAGCCCCAGUAACUGCAGGCUUGAAAUUGAAAGCUAUCGCAAUAAAACUAAAAUAAUGAAGUUGCACUGAUGAAGGUACUAUUUGGUCUGGUCAAACUGUUUUUUGAGCAUGACCAUUCACAACUUGCAGAAAUUCCAUAGGUUGUGAUCAAACAAGUGGAACUACUUUGAAACUACAAGGUAUUGUAUUUACUACUUGGUGUUCUAUUUGUCUUUAUAUUUGUUAUAAACUGCUAUUGGUUAAGUCAGAUGUUUUAGCAGCAUCAGCAGGAAAACAGUUGAGCAAAAUAAUGUCUAAUAAUACGGCAAGUAUUUACAGGAUAGUU
Molecule: messenger RNA, 4943 nt
Organism: Mobula hypostoma (lesser devil ray)
Lineage: Eukaryota; Metazoa; Chordata; Chondrichthyes; Myliobatiformes; Myliobatidae
Gene: rbm26
Product: RNA binding motif protein 26
Exons: 22
Coding region: 479-3490 (1003 amino acids)
Biological process (GO): mRNA processing
Cellular component (GO): nucleus
Molecular function (GO): RNA binding; metal ion binding
Source: RefSeq, a predicted model, not a curated record